This is a messenger RNA of Dicentrarchus labrax (European seabass), 5618 nucleotides long. Its product is annotated as insulin-like growth factor-binding protein 4. Gene Ontology annotation, cellular component: extracellular region. Gene Ontology annotation, biological process: regulation of insulin-like growth factor receptor signaling pathway. The transcript has 4 exons. The record is from RefSeq and is a predicted model, not a curated record. Gene Ontology annotation, molecular function: insulin-like growth factor I binding; insulin-like growth factor II binding. Lineage: Eukaryota; Metazoa; Chordata; Actinopteri; Moronidae. Bases 611 to 1393 code for a protein of 260 amino acids.
AGAGGCGUGUCCAUGGACCAGUAUAAAGUCCAAGGAGAGCCACUCGUGUUGAGCCAUUCUCAGGAGCGAGUUCUUUGCACUGCACACCAGCAAGAAGAGGAAACUGCAGCUGUUACUUAAAACACUGCCUUUUGAUGACCUGCUUUGCAUUUGGACACUAGUCACCAGAUUUUUUUGGUGCUUCAUUAGAGGGCGGGCGAGCCUCUGGACUCACACUCGAAGAGAGAGCAACACUCACCUGAACACAGUGGUGGAUAUCCUUCCUGCAACUGUUCAUUUCACCAUAACAAAAACUAGUUCUUAUCACAACUACAUUCGCCAGCCGAGCAGAUCACCAGCAGGCUCCAAUUUCUGUGCUGUGAAAUUGAAUCAGAGGAACGGAGAGGCAAUACAGCAGAGGCAUUGUGUCCCUGCAGUUGAAACACUAACCAGCUGAAAAUAUCAAAGACCAUCCUGGACAAAGCGUUCCUCUCAAACCUCCCUUGUUGGUCUAAAAUCUGCUGUUGAAAUAGAAAGUGAUCAAAAGCAGCAAAACACUCAGAGAGGAGAAGGGAAGCAAAAGGGGACCAUACACGAGGGUAAAGGAUUGUGUGCAGGUGCCGGGGCUGCCAUGGUGCGUGGAAGUGGCGUGGCAGUAGCUUCAUCCUGCUGGGGCUUUUGGGUGUUUGCCCUGUCAAUGGUGGCGUUGUGCUUGUCAGACCAGGCCAUCCGCUGCCCGGUGUGCUCUGAGGAGAGACUGGCCAGCUGCCGUCUGCCGGAAGGCUGCGAGGAGACAGUGCGGGAGCCCGGCUGCGGCUGCUGCCCCACCUGCGCCCUGCCAAAGGGGGCUCACUGUGGCGUCUACUCCCCCCGAUGUGGCACGGGCCUGCGCUGCUACCCGCCGCGUGGCGUGGAGAGGCCACUGCACUCAUUAAUGCACGGCCAGGGGGUGUGCACCGAUGAGAGAGAGGUGGACGAGAACUCAGCGAUGGACAGGCAGGAUGAGAUAAUCCCUGAGCAUCCCAACAACAGCAACAUCCGGUGCAGUCCACAGGACAAGCGCUGCAUACAGAAGACCCUGGCCCGACACCCUCCAAAAUCCACAAAUCAGAGAAGCAACACUGCCAGGGAGGAGACCAAGGCGGCGCUGGCUCCAUGUCGUGCCGAGCUGCAGAGAGCGUUGGACAGAUUGGCAUCAAAUACCCGCACACAUGAUGAUCUCUUCACAAUCCCCAUACCCAACUGUGACAAGAAUGGAGAUUUCCACGCUAAACAGUGUCAUCCCGCUCGUGACGGCCAGCGGGGAAAGUGCUGGUGUGUGGAUCAGAAGACAGGCAUGAGGCUGCCGGGCCCUCUGGAGCUGCGAGGAGAUCUGGACUGCCACCAGUUAAUGACUGCUACGCAGAGGGAUUGAGGAGUGGGGAGUGGCAGUAGGGGUGCAGGACCAGCUGAACUCUACUGGUGCUUUUUAGUAGAACUACACGGGGAAAGGACUUUGCUCUAAAGCCUUGAUUCACCUAAGGCCAACAGUACUUGAGCUUGCGCAACAAAAAGGAAACCAUUGAAUUGAGUUCUUUUGCUAUUUUGUUUCUGUGUGUGAGAGUAUCUGAUGUCUGAGUCUUUUGAGCACUGGUUGUGUACUGUUCCUACUAUGUGAACUUAAGACUGUGUCUUUAGACACACGCGCUUUGAAGUAACAGGUGGCAGACAAAAACCUUCCACAGUUGUAGUUGUGAUCUUUGUUAGAGAGCAAUAUGUGUUGUUCUCUCUAGUCUAACUUCAGUAGAGAAUUUUUUUUUAAAUGAGAAAAUGCGUCAACCCCACCAGAUAAUCCGACCUGAGAUCCAACAGGAACUGUUAGCAUUUGUUCGAUUCUUUCAGAAGCACUAGAUCAGUUGGAAUUACUGCAUCAGGACAACGCAGACAGAUUAUCAAUCAAAGGAUCGUGUACUAGUUUUUAACACAAUGUGUGUAAUUGAUUGUAAUGUGUGGCUCUUAUUCUACUGUCCUAUAUGUCGUAAACCCCACCCAUCUGGUAAGUAGGUUAAAACAAAACAAUAAAAUGGCUUUGCAAACACAAAGUCUAGUUCAGCGAGGACACAAGAAUAGCAAUAAAGAAGAGAACAACAGAUAAAAUGAAAAAAGAAACAGGGCUAACCAAGGAAUGCAACAAUCCCCUGCCUUGAGUUACCAAAUGAUAAGCCAUAGCUUUUCACAACAUGAAGACCAAAGUGAAAAGUGAGAUUAGUUUGAACAACUAUAUCUCUGAAGGGCCAGAAAAGAUUUGCUUCAUCACCCUGCGGUUAACUCUGCAUCCUCCUCUCUUUGUUCUGUGGCAUCGUGGUCCAGAAGGACUGGCAGAGUAGCUGGGCUAAAAACUCUGUACACUGCUGAUAGGAUAAUCUCAUUUCUCCAGCUGGUGCUAAAAUGCCAGUGUGACUCUCAUAUGAAUAUGCUUCAACAUACAGGAUUUCUCUCCAAACAGACUGCUUGGCAGAACUUUGGUGGUGCUAUAUACUGAAUGUGCCAAAAUACUAAACAAAAAAAUGGCUUCUGCACUGUUUGGGCAUUGUUUAGGAUUGGAACAGAAGACUGGGAUUUUCAGGAAAUGGAGCAAUUAGCAUCAGCAAGUGUGAGGAUCACCUAAAUGUAUGACCAUCUACACUAGCUAUUGACAAAGGCUUUCCAUGUGUGUUUUCAAUUUUAUUGUUAAAAUAUAAAAGUAACAUCCCACAUUGGCUUUGCACUAUCACUGCAGCUAACUGGCUGAAUGUUCCACAGGCCAGUGUUGUAAAUGCAGGCGUGGUGUGUUUUAAAUACACAACCAGACUGUAAUACAUUGUAAUGAUUAAGCUCCUGGCAGCAUGGCAACUCUUAGUUAAAGGUGGGGUAAGCAAUUCAAGGUAAUGCGAUUCUAAUCCAGUACACUUUUUGUCAAAUUCAGCUAAUAUCUCCCUACGGUGUGCCAGCUUUUUGCUGUGUGUGCGCUGAAAAAAAUCUGGUGGUUGUACACAGCCCGGGCUCCGUGAAUGGAAUCGGACCGAGCCACACAAUACUAAUUGGAGCCAUUCCAGCCAGGAUUUGUGUGUGAGGUAACGUUAAAUGACAUGCCCACGGAUAUUCAUCUCAUUUUCUAGUUUGCCAACAUGUGUUGCAUAACAUGCUGUUGUCGUAAUGUUAGCUAUAGUAGCAGGAAAAGUUGUGAGCAUCGCUGUCUGGAGCUGGUGAGCUGGCUCUGGGAAACCAUCUCGUUCUCUCUGCGCGUUAGCUGUGCAACAGCAACUGUAGUGACAGUUUGCUAGCCGACAAAACAGCCAACGUUAGUGUGUCAUUGCUCGCACUAUAUCAUGGUAUUUGUCGUGCUAUUGGAUUUCUCCAGAAUCGCUUACCCCACCUUUAAAAGGUCCAGUGUGUAACAUUUAGGAGGAUCUAUUGGCAGAAAUGUAAUAUGAUAUUCACAGGUAUGUUUAGUGUAUAAUCAUCUGAAAAUAAGAAUUGUUGUGUUUUUGUUACUUUACAAUGAGCUGUUUUUAUCUACUGGGUAACCUUCAGUUGAGUCCGCCAUGUUGAAUCGCCAUGUUUCUACAGUAGCCCAGAACGGACAAACACUGGCUCUAGAUAGGACCUUUUGUGUUUUUCGCGAGUUUCAGAGCCACAAUGAGUUUCUCCUACACGCUUCACAGCCCACUCUCAUUCCCAGGUCGUCAAAUACAGACACCAACAGUGUUCAGUAAGUUGCACUCUGAAACUUCACCGCUAGAUGCCACUAAAUCCUACACACUGGUCCUUUAACAUGAAGCUUUGAAUGGAGGACUCUUGUGUAGCAGUAAAAAUCAUAAUUAUGUUGAAACGAGAAUUUCCUCUGUUAAUCUGACAACGCUAGUUUUCAGUUUUCACAUCAUCUAAAGGGCAUCACACUAAUAAUUAAAGGAGCGUAUUACCAGCGCACGUAACAUAGCUAUUCAUCGAAUAUUUUAGAUACUGUAGGCAAGGCUGCUACUAUUCUUAUAGCAAUUGGAUUGCACUGGUGUUCAGGGCAGGGAAGCAGGUUUAAGCUAAUGCUGGUGUUUGUCACCACCAGAUAUGGACAGCCUGAUCUAUCUGCUCCAUGGGAAACUUAUUGGUUGGUGUUUGGGACAAAGAGCGUAGCAUACAGUUCACAGCAUACAUACUGUCGCACAAUGGAUAUUUGGUUCUUUCUGUCUCCAUACUCAGCUUUUACCUCAACAUCAGUUAAGCUUUAAAUAAGACUAUUUGAGCACAACAUGCUGAAGGUUAAUUCAGCUUUACAUAGAAAUGAAAAAAGUGCCAUGAAAACCUUUAUUUUUAUGCAUUUUUUGCACAUUUUUCCAAACUGAAUUUGGUCUAAUCUUUUUUUCUAGAAUGCAGUAGUUUAUGCAUAUAUAAAUAGAGUCAGAGAAAAGUGAAAUGCUCUACUUUUGGUGCUUCUCUUAUUCCUUUAUUGUGCGAGGUAGUAAAACAUAUAACCCCCCAGUAAUCUCACCACAGCUAACUGGGGACAGCUGAUAUGGGCCAGAACAUUCCCAAAAUGAAUCUGACAACUGUUAUCCCUCAUCAGACUGAGGGUUUCUCUGAUGUAUCUUCAGUGCAUCCUGAAGGUACUUGAGGGUGAAAUAAAACAAUCUAUCUUCUACUAUUUAUACACAUUAAAACUUAGAGGGUGUGUUUUUAGUGCACUUUGUCUUCUAUGAUUUUGCUACAAAACUCACUUGUGAAAUUUGAAUAAAAAGCUUACAUACAUUUUCAAUAGAAUCACAUCCUAUAUGGUUAAUCAUAAUAAACUACUCAAAUGAAAAUGAUCAAACAUAACUUUGUCUCUGUGCAGGCUUAGUUAUUUUGCUACAUGAGUCAGAAUUCUACACUUCUGGCCCCCAGUCACUAGUAACACUACAUACUCUUAUCACUGAAGCCAGUGGUCAAUUAAUAACCUUUGCUGGAAACAAUGCAUUGCCAAGAAAUGUAUCCAAAGGUAGUUCACCAAAACACAGGCAGACAGAUAGAAGGUGGUUUGGGUAGAGAAUCAUUGCUACAGCUUAAAAAUAUCAAAAACCAAAUAGCCUAAAAACAAUUCCAAAGAAAACAGUAUCUGGAGACGUCAAUACUCAUUCAGUGAACUGCACAGAAAAGUUCCAGCUAAAUCCUAUCUUAUCAUCCAUUAACUAAGUGUUACUUAACACACUCAAACACAUAUCUCUGUUAAUUGAUGUUAAUCUUUGAUAGAGAUGACAAAAGGUUUUGGCUUUGAUUUUGUAAAGGCCUUCUAACUACAUAAACUGUGUAUGUAAGCUAUAGUACGUUGCUUGAUCUCUAACUUUGCUGUACUGAAUUGUAACUGCAUUUCUCAAGAAUAGACUGUUCCUGUUUGCCUUUGAUAUUAUCUAUUAAUGUGUAGAAGAUAUGAAGUAAUGUUUGCAUGCAUACAAAUGGACUGGGGUUGGAGACAGCUAAGGUCUUGUGUAUCUUGUCCAGAACAGGACCGUUAUACUCAAACACUGAAGUGAUCAAAGAACUGAAAUAUAGAGUUUCAACCAAUUAAAUGAUCACUUACAUUGUAAAUGUUUACCUGAUGAAAAUGUACACAUUGUAAUACAUCAAUUAAAACACUUUAGAAACUACAA